Molecule: messenger RNA, 2790 nt
Organism: Paramisgurnus dabryanus
Lineage: Eukaryota; Metazoa; Chordata; Actinopteri; Cypriniformes; Cobitidae
Source: RefSeq, a predicted model, not a curated record
UCCUCAUGUGCAUCAAACAACAUCACAGUGCAGAGCAAGCAGCAAAGGCUUCAAAAACUGAAGCCUAUUAUAAGCAACAUGUCAAAAAAAGGAAGACAGCACAUUUUGAAACAACAUGCAUGUGCGUGUCUAAGAGAAAAAGUCAGAGAGAAGUGACACAGGAAGUCAGUGGUUGUGGUAAACACUGCGUACCCGUUUGUGUUAACUUGAGUGCGAAUCACAUGUGCGAUCACAGUGUAAUGUUUUGUGCUAUAAUGAGAAGAGACUUUUAGGACACCUAGAGAAAGCAGCACGUCCUGAAAACAUUUAUUGGAACGCGAUCUGCAAAUAAACAGACUCAAGAAACAUGGGAAACAGUGGAGAGGAAGGAAAACUUUCGCGAAGACUUUCGCGAAUAGGAAGCAGAUCGCAGAGGGAGCCUCCACGACCACCUCCUCAACCAGACAAGCCCCCGUCAGCUGCCCCCCCAAGGCCAGCCCAGACCGCUCCCAAAGCUCCAGAACCUGCACCAAAACCUCCAGAACCAACACACGUAACCCCCAUAAAACCACAAGUGGCCCAAAAACCAACUCCUCCUCCUAGGCCAGAAAUACAAGUGUUCAACAGUACAGAGCAUGGAGCCGUCAUGCUCAAAGGGUUAGAUAAUUUCCGUUCUGAUGAGACCCUAUGUGAUGUCACUCUGGUGCCUGGCGACAGCAGUGAAACUUUCCCCGUACACAGGGUCAUUAUGGCUUCGGCCAGUGAUUAUUUCAAGGCCAUGUUUACAGUCUCUUCUUCUUGUGGAUUGGCAGGAGGCAUGAAAGAGCAGGACCUAAAGGAGAUCAAGCUCCAUGGGGUUAGCACUACAGGCCUGAAGAACAUUAUUGAGUUCAUCUACACGUCUCGUCUAAGCCUGAAUCUUGGGAGUCUCCAGGACACAUUAGAGGCGGCAAGCUUCCUCCAGGUGCUUCCCGUUCUCAGCUUCUGCAACCAGCUUCUCAGCAGUGAGAUCACCAUAGAAAACUGUGUGGAAGUGGAACGCAUUGCCAGAGAUCUUCUCCUUGAGGAAGUCCAAAACCAUGUCUACACGUUCGUGUGUGAGAACUUUUCCGAACUCUCAGAGAGCGGUCGGAUCUUGCAGUUGUCUGAGGCGAGCAUGACUUACGCUCUUUCCAGCGACUCUCUCAGCGGUUUCACUGAGAUGGAGCUGUACCGCAUCACCCGUGCUUGGCUAUCCCAUAAACCCAGCGAGCGGCGUUCCGCUGCGUACUCCCUGAUGAAACACAUCCGCUUCCCCUUGAUGUCCCCUGCUGAACUUCUCCAGAUCUCUCAGGAAGAAGAAGGAGCAAACAAGGGAAAGGAAGAAGAGGUGCCCUUCAUGCGAUCAGAUACAGCCUGCGUCAACCUUCUUCUGGAGGCCAGCAACUAUCAGAUGCUGCCGUUCCUCCAGCCGGCCCUGCAGACGGAGCGGACUCAGAUUCGAUCGGAUUCCACUCACUUGGUGGUUCUGGGUGGUGUGAUGAGACAGCAACUAGUAGUGAGCAAGGAGCUCAGGCUGUACGAUGAAGAAGGUGAUGGCACCUGGAGAACCCUCCAACCCAUGGAGGUGCCGCGUUACCAGCAUGGCGUAGCCUUGCUCGGGGGGUUCCUUUACAUUGUAGGGGGUCAGAGUACUUACGACACCAAAGGUAAGACAGCUGUAGACAGCGCGUAUAGAUACGAUCCUCGCUUUGACCGCUGGUUACAGGUGGCUUCUCUGAAUGAGAAAAGGACCUUCUUCCAUCUGAGUGCUCUUAAGGGGAAGCUCUACGCUGUUGGAGGGAGGAAUGCCACUGGUGAGAUUGAUUCUGUGGAGUGCUACAACUUGAACAAGAACGAGUGGAGUUUUGUUGCACCGAUGAGCGAACCUCACUAUGGACAUGCAGGCACAGUACAUGGGGAUCUGAUGUUUGUCUCAGGUGGUAUCACAAGAGAUGCUUUCCAGAAAGAGCUGCUUUGUUAUGACCCUGACCGAGACGUGUGGAGCAGACGUGCAGACAUGAUGGAACUGCGUGGCCUUCACUGCAUGUGCACCGUGGGCGAUCACCUCUAUGUCAUGGGCGGCAACCACUUCCGGGGUACGAAUGACUAUGAUGAUGUGUUGAGCUGUGAAUUCUACAGCCCGGCCACUGACCAGUGGACAGUGGUGGCGCCGAUGCCUAGGGGUCAGAGUGACGUCGGGGUGACCGUGUUUAAGGGCCGCAUCUAUGUAGUGGGUGGUUAUUCCUGGAACAGCAGGUGCAUGGUGGAUAUCGUGCAGUGUUAUGACCCUGAAAAGGAUGAGUGGGAGAAGGUCUUUAGUGUCCUGGAGCCUCUCGGAGGCAUUCGGGCCUGCACUAUGACUGUUCAUUGUCCGAAGGGUUUAGUAGAUGAUGCUCAGAUACAGGAGAGUCCACUCUCAACAUCUAAAAGCUAAAGCGGAUGUUUCAAUGUUGCUUGUAGAAGUCAAACUUAAGAGUAAAAUGCUGUCAUUUGCUUCAUGUCGCCAGCGAUGUGUGGUAAGUUUUUAGGGCAUGAUGCAAAAACUGCUAUAGUGAUAUUAUUACAUCACAGUUAAGUUACAAGAACAGAAAUUUCUGAGUCUGAAUAAGAAAAUAAGUUACUUGUAAAAAAGCUAUUUUUAACACUGCUUCUUUUAAUGCCAAAAAUGUGACAGGCAGUGAUUAAUGUUUUAUCUCUAAAUUAUUCUUCCUUUUUUUUGUUAAUCUAUUUUAACUCUAUUGUAUCUACUGUAAUUGCAUUGCAAUAAUAAAAGUAUUGUUAAUUCAUUCA